This is a messenger RNA of Blastomyces dermatitidis ER-3, 2106 nucleotides long. RefSeq names its product tRNA (adenine-N(1)-)-methyltransferase catalytic subunit trm61. Gene Ontology annotation, cellular component: nucleus; tRNA (m1A) methyltransferase complex. NCBI's taxonomy places the organism in Eukaryota, Fungi, Ascomycota, Eurotiomycetes, Onygenales, Ajellomycetaceae. Bases 130 to 1641 code for a protein of 503 amino acids. The transcript has a single exon. The record is from RefSeq and is a predicted model, not a curated record. Gene Ontology annotation, biological process: tRNA methylation.
CAGCCAGCAUAAUGCGAUACGAAGAUAACUACUAGCUUGAACUGGGUCUUCCUUUUUCCUAUAGGUACAUAUAUUUUUGGAAAUCGUUUAGGAUAUUGUCUUCUCUACUUCACAGGUGUUCACCUCGCCAUGCCGUCGCCAUUCCUUACUCCAGGCUCCACGGCCAGGGCAGAUUCUUUGGCCAUGCUCCAUUUGCGGCGAAAUCUGCUGAUGCCCACGGUGCUCAAGACUCACGAUGACGAAAACCUUGGUUAUGACGAAGGGAAAGUGACCAAUACGCGCUUUGGCUCGUUUCCACACAGCACAUUGAUCGGACAGCCUUGGGGCUCGCAGAUUGUUGCAUCCAAGGUCGACACAGGCUCGCGGGGACGUAAAUUACCCAAGAGGCAGCCUCCCACCUUAAAGCGGAAAGCAGAUGAAAUGGAUAUUUCUGAGGCCAAUGUUGAUGAUGAUGAUGCGAAACUAACGGUACCCAAAGCUGCUGUCGCUGCAUCUAGCGGUUUUAUUCACCUUCUCCCUCCCACACCCGAAGCUUGGACUGCCUCCCUCCCCCACCGAACGCAAGUAGUAUAUACCCCCGAUUACAGCUACAUAUUACACCGAAUACGCGCUAGACCUGGAAGCACCCUGAUUGAAGCAGGUGCAGGAAGUGGAUCAUUCACCCAUGCGGCUGCGCGGGCGGUGUUUAACGGAUAUCUUUCAGAAACAAAACCCGCGAGCAACAAACAUCUCGGAAAAGUGUGUAGCUUUGAGUUCCAUGUGCAACGGGCGGUGAAAAUUCGUGAAGAGAUUCGUGAUCAUGGACUGGAAGGUAUUGUCCACGUGAACCACAGGGACGUCUACAAUGAGGGGUUUUUGUUAGGGGAGCCGUUCAAAGGCGAAUCACCCAAAGCCAACGCGGUCUUCCUGGACCUCCCGGCUCCAUGGCUUGCGCUGAAACACCUUGUUCGAGAACCAGCUGAUGGAUCUCCAUCCCCCCUUGACCCAUCGUCACCUGUAUAUAUUUGCACAUUCUCACCAUGUCUGGAACAAGUCCAGCGGACCAUUAGCGUGCUGCGGCAACUUGACUGGAUAUCGAUAUCGAUGGUUGAAAUAUCCCAUCGGAACAUUGAGGUGCGGAGAGAGCGACACGGGGUUGAAGGUGAAGGGGGUCGAGGUACCAUUCCCGGUCCUCGAAACGUAGAAGAAUCGGUAAUCAAACUUCGAGCCAUUAAGGAACGUGGGACAGCUUUCCAUGCCAGCCAGGCACAGAGCGAGGCCGAAAGCGGACCUGCAUCCACUUCCAAAAACGAAACAAAAAACAAGAACUACAGUGGUGACGAUGGCUAUGGCCAGAGUGUCAAGGAGGAUACCAAAAUUGCCGACCCGGAUGGUACCGGCAAGCCUGACGUAUCAUCAAUAUCAUUAACGUCGACGCAAACAACCUCGUCUGAACAACCUCCGUUGCCAACCUACAAACAAGGGAAUAUCAUACAUCGCAGCGAGCCCGAUCUCAAGACUCACACUUCGUAUCUUGUCUUUGCCAUUUUACCCGUCGCAUGGUCGGAAGAAGAAGAGAAUCGAUGCCGGGAGAAGUGGCCGAGUGUUGCGAAGUCCCGCGCUGCUGAUGGGGCGCUAGGGGCACCGAAGCGCAAGAAGUAGGUGAAACGGGAAGCUAGGGCUGAGAAAAAGAUGGCAAAGAAAGCGGAGGAGGAAUGAUUUAAUGUCCUCGGUGAAAUAUAUGUACUAGUGAUUACCAGGGCUCCAUAACAUACGUCAGAUUAACUGGUAACCAUAUCUGAGAAUUUUCACUCGCCGCACAAUUAUUUGCAUAAGUAGGCAUUUAAUAUUACGAGACGGCGAAUACCCACAAUAUGUAUGAACAUCUAUCCUGCUACCGAAAAAGAAAUAUUGGUGUCUUUUUUCAUAAAACAUCAUCCAGAAAUCAUAACCCAAAAUUUAGAAAUCCCUAAUUUGUUCUCGUUAUUCUCGUGGCAAAAAAAAUGCAAAGCGCUCGAGGCUCUAUUUACAAGCAAGCUGGCUUGAAAUAAAAAGGUAUUAAGUUAUGGUAUAAUAUGGUGAAAUAGUGGCCGGGCCCCCCCGCGGGGGGGGCGGGGGGGGGGGGAA